AUGGCUCCAAAAGCAAAGAAGGAAGCCCCUGCCCCUCCCAAAACUGAAGCCAAAGCAAAAGUUUUGAAAGCAAAGAAAGCGGUGCUGAAAGGCACCCGCAGCCACACAAAAAAAGAGAAUAUCCACAUGUCACUCCCCUUCUCAUGGUGGAAGACACUGAGGCUCCGAAGGCAGGCUGAAUAUCCUCAGAAGAGCGCCCCCAGGAGAAACAAGCUUGGCCACUAUGCCAUCAUCAAAGUUCCCUUGACCACAGAGUCCGCCAUGACAAAGAUGGAAGACAACACACUUGUGUUUAUUGUGGAUGGCAAAUCCAACAGCACCAGAUCAAACUGGCUCUAUGACACUGAUGUGGGUAAGGUCAACACCCUGAUCUGA
Messenger RNA from Myotis myotis, 375 nucleotides. Its product is annotated as 60S ribosomal protein L23a-like. The transcript has a single exon. Gene Ontology annotation, biological process: ribosomal large subunit assembly; translation. Gene Ontology annotation, cellular component: cytosolic large ribosomal subunit; ribosome. Bases 1 to 375 code for a protein of 124 amino acids. The record is from RefSeq and is a predicted model, not a curated record. Gene Ontology annotation, molecular function: structural constituent of ribosome. Lineage: Eukaryota; Metazoa; Chordata; Mammalia; Chiroptera; Vespertilionidae.